This is a messenger RNA of Scomber japonicus (chub mackerel), 4189 nucleotides long. It is a transcript of the gene arap1, whose product is annotated as arf-GAP with Rho-GAP domain, ANK repeat and PH domain-containing protein 1. The record is from RefSeq and is a predicted model, not a curated record. Gene Ontology annotation, biological process: signal transduction; positive regulation of GTPase activity. Gene Ontology annotation, molecular function: GTPase activator activity; phosphatidylinositol-3,4,5-trisphosphate binding; protein binding. NCBI's taxonomy places the organism in Eukaryota, Metazoa, Chordata, Actinopteri, Scombriformes, Scombridae.
AAAAAAGAGUGUUUAUCCGCUACUCGGCGUCGCAGUUGUUGGACGCUAACUUCACUUUUCAGCACCGAUCUUCAGUGUAUCUCUGUGAACCGGACACUUGCGAAGCGUUUGAAAAAGAUUGCAUAAGCCAUGAUCUGAAGUCUGCAUCGUCUCUGUGGACUCACACACAUCAGCCAUGUCUCAGUCUGAGCCCUGUGCGACUGUGAGCGACUGGUUGUGUGUUCUUCGUCUAGAACAGUAUUCUGAAGCGUUUCAGAGUGCCGGGCUGGCAACGAUACAAGCGUGUCGUAACCUCACACCAGAUCAGCUGGAACGGAUGGGCAUCACUCUGCCGGGUCACCAGAGACGUAUCCUGGCCAGCCUGAACAAAACACAGGUUAACCGUGAUGCACACACCGCAACACAACCCGAUACGCACUCCCACCUCGACCACACUGAGAGAGCAGACGGAGAUCAGAAAUCGGAGGAGACGGGACAUUCAAAAGGGUUGCAGAGAGACAGACGUGUGCCUAUCCCAAAGGAAAAACGUGUCCUGAAGGAAAGUGAGAAAAGAGAUGGAGAGACACCGAAACCUGUACCCAGAGAAAGAGAAAAACCGGUUCCCAAGGAGAGACAGGUGUCCAAGAUGAAAGAGGAAAGCGGAGAAGGAGAUCAGAAGCCGCUUCCUGAGAAAAUACCAGCAGUACCUAGACGAGAAAAAGCAGAAGAGAGAGAUGGAGGAGAAGAUGGAGACAGGGAGAGGCCUGUGCCUAAAGAGAGGACAAGGUAUCGCGCUAGUGCUCCAGUGGAGUCUCCACCCAUUCCACUUACUUCUCCAACUUCUGACACCUCUUUACCCCCAGUCCCCCCGCGAAGCACCCUGAACUGCCCCCCACAGCGCUUCACCACUGCUCUGAGCCCCACACCUCCUGCUCGAACCCCUCCCUCACCUAAACAGGCCAGGCAUGCAGUUGAAGCCCCUGCUGUACCGAGUAGGUCCGUGUCCCAGACUUCCACCCCCAUCAGCACCCCUGUACAAACCCCAACAGAAGCACCUCUCCAGCCCCCGAACCUCACUUCCUCCCAAACUCGGCCUCAGACAUUAAACAUACAGCCGCCCGCCCGACAUUCGGGUAGCGAUGGAGGUCGAAAAGCUUCACCCGUCUCCCCUAUUGCCUCUCCCAGUGAAGACAUAAAUGCUCCACCUCUCCCUCCUAAAGUAGGGGUGACACCUAAAGGUGCUCCACCGAUCCCACAGAGGUUUCCUGUACAGUCUCCCAGCACUCACAGCCCCCCUUUCACCAAGAAGUCCGCUGAUGAGAUACAGAAGGAACAGACUCCACAGGUCCCACCACGGAUCAGGACACACCAAACUCAAGAAAAAGCACAACAGCCAACUCAACCCAACAGUCAGCCGGCUCUGCCUGCUCGGAGAGUCCCACAACCUCCUCCUGAGACCAAAUCUGAUAGCUCUGAUGAGUACGAGGAUCCAGACUUGUUUUACCCCAAAAUGCCCAAUGCUCAAAUGAACCCACCUGAGAGGGAAAUGUCCUUACAAGUGCCCAGACCAGUGAAGGGGCGGUACAACUCUUUGUGCAGCGAUGAUGAACUACUGGAUGAUGAUGAUUCUACACUAUGGCAGGACGGUGAAGUCGGCAGCACCAAAGGCAGCUUCUACCUGCCGAGCUCUGGCCGACUGUCUUCAGCCUCUAAAGAAGACAGCUCUCAGCUCGCAGCCGUUAUUAAGAUGGGCUGGCUGGACAAGAAUCCACCACAAGGGGCCCUUUAUUAUCAGAGACGAUGGGUAAAGCUAGACGCCGACUACGUGAGAUACUUUGACAAUGACAAGGAAGUGUAUUCUAAGGGGAUAAUCUCAACAGCCUUCAUCACUAAUGUGGUCAGUGUUGGAGAGCUGAAGUUUGAGGUUGUCACAGAAAACCGUACUUUCAUCUUCAGAGCUGAAACUGAAGCUGAGAGGAACGACUGGGUGACGACGCUGCAGGACUGCAGUAGGGGGCGCCAUAGACGCAGCAUCAUGAACCCUGCUUCAUUUCUGACUCCAGAGUAUCAGGGCUAUUUGGAGAUGAGAGGGUUACGCUCCAAACUUUAUACUGUUGUUGCCUUAGAUAAAGUCUUCCUUUACAAAAAUCAGGAGGACUAUCGUAUAGGAGUGGGCAUCACAUCCAUCGAGAUGAAUGUAGGAAACGUUAAAGACACUGAUCGUCGUAGCUUUGACCUCACAACACCUUACCGCAUAUUCAGCUUUAUAGCCGAGUCAGAGCAGUUGAAAGACCAGUGGGUGGACGCCAUGAGGAACGCCAUAGGUGAGGCUCUGUCCAAUAGCGAGGUGGCAGAGAAGAUCUGGGCAGAGCCGACCAAUAGUGUCUGUGCCGACUGUGGAGCCGCCAAGCCGGAGUGGGCCGCCAUCAACUUGUGUGUGGUGGUCUGCAAGCGAUGCGCAGGGGAGCACAGAGGACUGGGUCCGAGCAUAUCUAAGGUUCGUAGUCUGAAGAUGGACAGGAAGGUCUGGACAGAAGAGCUCAUAGAGGUGUUCCUGCAGCUAGGCAACGAACGGGCAAACAGUUUCUGGGCGGCGAACAUCCCACCGAGUGAAGCUCUGACACCGACGAGCUGCAGCGAAGAGAGACGACGCUUCAUCACCAACAAAUACCGGCAGGGCAAAUACAGGAAGUACCACCCGCUGUAUGGAAACCAGGGAGAGCUCAACAAUGCGUUGUGUAUAAAUGUCCAGUGCAGCGACGUGCUUGAGACGUUAAGCCUGAUCUUCUGUGGCGCAGAUGUGAACUGUUCAACUGGUAUGGCCGACUGCCCCUCCCCUCUCUCCCUGGCCAAUACGCACUCACAACGCUUACAGGCUGAGCUACUGAGCCACAACCUCAACACAGAGCUUCCACAGUCAGUAGUGGAUGGGAACAUGGAGACGAAACCUUACUCCCCUCCGCUUUGUGUGUCUCACAAUGGCUUCCUGUUCAAGACCGGAUCCAUGGCUCGAGCUAUCACAGAGCGCAAGUCCAAAGAAGAGUUCAGCCGUCGCUGGUGCACGUUGAACGACGGCACCUUCAGCUACUAUGAGAGCGACAAGAACUCAAACCCCAACGGAGCUCUAAAGGCUUCAGAGAUCGUCUGUUUGGCUGUUGACACGACUGAGAGACAUGGGUACGACCACACCUUUGAACUCUACUCCGAGUCAGAGCGUCUGUAUCUGUUCGGCACUGAUGACCCACAAAGCCACAAGGAAUGGGUCAAGUCCAUCGCCAAGAACUUUAUCCCAGCCAGUGCAGAGCCUUUACUCCGGUUAGGUUUUGAGCGGAUCGGGCGUCUGAAGUGUAAAGACGGCUUGAACCUGCAAACGUCUAAAGUGGGUUGGUUUGCUCUGGUGGGCUCUACGCUUCACGUCUACCUGGAGAAGAGCCAGGGAGAAGAGAUACACCUCCGCAAACUGAACGAACUCUCAAUCCAACAAGACAAUGAGGUGCUGGUUCUGGUGGAGAAAGGCAGGACCCUGUACAUAGAGGGAGAAAGGAAGUUGGAUUUCGCUGGUUGGAGUGCGGCCAUUCAGGCGGCAGCGGAGAGCGGAGGAGACACACUGAGCCAGCAGCAGCUCACAGAGACAGACAUACCGAUCAUAGUACACAGCUGCAUCGGCUACAUCACGCAGUGCGGCUUGACGUCUGAGGGGAUUUAUCGUAAGAGCGGCGUGAACUCCCGCGUGGCAGCGCUGUGCGACAGGUUCCGUCGUGAUGCUCGCAGCCUUCGCCAGGAAGGAGAGCACCAGGUGGACGACGUCUCCAACACACUUAAACGCUUCUUCAGAGAUCUGGAUGAAGGACUGUUCACGUCUGAGGAUGGAAGCACUUGGCUCGGUACUGCCGCCAUUCAGGAUGAAAGCAAGAAAAUCUCUCAGUACCAAGAGCUGCUAAGCAAACUGCCUCAUGUCAACAAGGCUACACUACAAGCCCUUAUCAACCACCUCUACUGUGUGCAGCGUUUCUCCGAGCUGAACCAGAUGAAUCUCCACAACUUGGCCAUAGUGUUCGGUCCAACGCUGUUUCAGAACGAUGGGAAGGACUAUAGCGCCGGCCGCGCUGUAGAGGACCUCAUACAGCACUACACACAAAUCUUUGAGGUCAGAUUAACGUCCUUACUGUUAUGGGCGCUUUUCCCACUACACAGUUCCAGCACGACUUGA